This is a messenger RNA of Zophobas morio, 1294 nucleotides long. It is a transcript of the gene SPARC, whose product is annotated as SPARC. The coding region runs from base 128 to 1024 and encodes 298 amino acids. The record is from RefSeq and is a predicted model, not a curated record. Gene Ontology annotation, biological process: anatomical structure development. NCBI's taxonomy places the organism in Eukaryota, Metazoa, Arthropoda, Insecta, Coleoptera, Tenebrionidae. The transcript is spliced from 6 exons. Gene Ontology annotation, molecular function: protein binding; extracellular matrix binding; collagen binding.
UGCUUGUUCAAUCUCUUUCCUUGGCUGCUGGUGGAAAUUCGAAUAUUAUUUCAUUCCAGUUGGUGCGUGGAAUCGGAGUGGUUCGUCGAGCCGGGGUCGAGGCUGGUAAAUUAUUUACCAGUGAAAAAUGAAGUUCCUUUACUUGUCUCUCUUCAUUUUUGUUGUUCUUCUCAUUGCUGAGGGAUCUUCAGAUCAAUCAAAGAGAAAGCAUAAGAAAUUCAGAAAACAUCGCAAGCCAUUGUCCGAGGAAACUGACGGUUCGGCAGAUGUUAGUAAAACCGUAGAACUCGAGAAAAAAGCCGAAGUAGAAGUUCCACCGGAAGCUGAGGAAAUUCUUGACAAUAGAGUACCUUUAAUAGAUCCUUGCAUUAAAGUCCACUGCGGCGCUGGUAGAGUGUGCGAGGUAGACGAAGAGGGCGAACCCCAAUGCGUCUGCAUCCCCACAUGCCCCAUAGAAACAGAAUCUCGCCGGAAAGUAUGCUCCAACCACAACGAAACCUGGACUUCUGACUGUGCCGUAUACCAACAACGUUGCUUGUGCAACAAAGGGGACUCUGAGUGCAAAGGUGAACAAUACAAACACAUCCACAUCGAAUACUACGGAGAAUGUAGAGAGAUGCGAGAAUGCACGAAAGACGAAAUGGCCGACUUCCCGCGCAGGAUGCGUGAUUGGCUUUUCAACAUAAUGAGAGAUUUGGCCGAUAGGUCAGAACUGACUCCUCAUUAUUUGAAAAUGGAACGCGAAGCCGAAUCCAAUAUGACCCGGCGCUGGACCAACGCAGCUAUUUGGAAAUUCUGCGAUUUGGAUGGCUUCCCUCCAGACAGAUCUGUAUCUCGUCACGAACUGUUCCCAAUUCGUGCCCCGUUGAUGGCUUUGGAACAUUGUAUUGCACCGUUCUUGGACUCGUGCGACGCCAACGAUGAUCACAGAAUCAAUAUUAAAGAGUGGGCUCAAUGUCUGGAGUUGGAUGAAGAUGAAAUUGAGGAUAGGUGCGAAGAGAUUGCAGAUCAGGAUGACGAAUAAGGUUUACAGUUAGAUGUAAUUGUUUUCUAAAAAUACUUAUAAGUAAAUUGGAGCGUAUAUUGCAGAAUAAAAUGGUGCUAUAAAUAGAUUAACUAGGUUAUUGAUUGUAUGAUAGAUGUGUGAUUUAUUUUUGUAAAUUUAUUGUAUCUACUUAUAGAUUUAUAACGUAAUUUCAGAUUAACGUGACAACUUAACACUGCCGUAUUUUUAUUUUUUCCGUAACAUUUGUAUAAUGUAUAGAUACAAUAUGAAAUAAAAGUUUUGUACUUU